AGGAUCAGGCGAUUGGCCUGUGCUGGAUUGGGAGAAUCGGGAUUGGCAGUAGUCUGAUCGUGAUUUGAGGAAUCGGAUUGGUAGCGGCCUUCACAAAUAUCGUAUUUGUGAAUCGGUAAGCGCGAAGGAUAAAACGGUUAAAACGGUUUUUAAAUUGAAACCGGAGGUAUUCCUGUCCGAAGACUCCGAAGCAACCGAUCCGGAUCGAUACCGACCUUGACCGAUCCCAUUCUCGAUACCUAGAUUUCAAACCUUGAGUCUGAUUCAAUCCGAUUCUUAAAACCCUGGGUAUUUGAUUGAAUUAAGUCCGAGUUAUGUUUACGCAUUGAUUCAUUCUACGGUCGGUGGUCAUGAUUGCUCUCUUUCUGGGAUUUCUUCUCGGAGCCCUGACCAUCAUCGUCGUUGAAGCUCUAGGUUUCCUUCACGUCCUGAAUCAGUUGAGUCGGAAAAAUGGAAUCGGACCGACGGAAUCUCAAGUGGGUCACUGCCUUGCCACCGAGCAAUCGCUCUCCGCCGCUUAUAACAAGCAGGGGUUUGUUUGGAUAUUAGAAUCAGAAAGGGUACCGAAGGUUUCUGGAGAUGACAAUGCACCAAAGGAGCAAAAGUGCAAGAAGGAAAUCUUGGAGGUUUACCCUGUAAAGAAACAUGCAGAAAUUAAAGAUCACUCUCUUUUUCUGACAGAUCUAAGUACUACUCAGAAAACAAUCCACCUUCUGGGUUGUACGAUAAGUGCCGUUUCAGCAUCAGAUCUACCCUCAAGGAAGUGGGCCAAAAGAUACCCUGUUAAAGUGGAAAGCAAAUCUUCAGUGAUUUACGGUGGAAGUAGGAUCUGUUACCUAUAUUUUGAGACUUCUUGGGAGAAGGAAUCAUGGUGUAAAGCCCUCCGUCUUGCUGCUUCUGCUGACAAGGGUAGACUUACAUGGUAUGCCAAUUUGAGUGAAGAGUUCCAUGGUUACAUAACAUCCUUGAAUCCAGGAUACCUUUCAUUUAUGAAAACCUCAACAGGGCUUUCCAAUGAACCAGCAGAUAGGACAAGUAGGUUUGAUGGCUCUUCUUCGAAGGUCCGAGUAUUUCUGAAAAAGCUUGCAAGAAAAGCUUCUAAGAGUGGUUUAGAAAAUAAGACAAGUGGUCAUUCAUUGUCGGGCCGCGAAGAGAGAAAGAUUGGUGAGAAGUCUCGUUCAGUCCAAUAUCCAUUCUUGGCCUCUGGCUUAAAGGCUCCUUUGACAGAGAAGAAUACAACUAAUUCUUUGGAGGAAGCCACAGAGCAAUUUCCAUCAAAUUUAACUCACUCAGGAAGUCAAAGCCAGGUUUCUGUCAUCUCUGAAGCAGAUUCUGAUGAAAAUUCUGGUAUUAAUGAAGGAACACUUUGUUUGAAUUUGUUAAUUUCACGUCUUUUCUUCGAUGCCAAAAGCAAUGAAGAGGUGAAGAGCUCCAUACAAGCACGGGUUCAGAGAACGCUGUCCAAUAUGAGGACCCCUAGUUACAUUGGUGGAGUGACAUGUAGUGGCUUAGAUCUUGGAAAUCUUCCACCUUACAUCCGUAGCAUGAGGGUUCUUCCCAUGGACAUGAAUGAAGCAUGGACAAUAGAAAUUGACAUUGAAUAUUCAGGUGGUGCAAUAUUAGAUGUUGAAACAAGAAUUGAAGUUCAUGAACCAGCUUUCGAAAAAGGCAUUGCAAAUUCAAGUCUAGAAUCAACUUCUGUUGGUCAGGCCACCACAGAUCUUCUUGAAGGUUUUGAGUACCUUAGCGACCAGCUUAAGCUUUCCGGGGAGAUUGUUGAUGAAGAGAAGAGGGAAGAUGGCAAUGACGGGUUGAGAAACUCCAAGAGCACUAAUUGGACGUCAACAUAUUUAUCAAGGUGGAAGUCUGUUUUGAAUUCUGUUGCCAAGCAAGUGUCGCAGGUGCCUAUUUCCUUGGCAAUAAGGAUUGCAUCGGUCCGAGGAACAUUGCAGCUACGUAUUAAGCCACCCCCCUCGGAUCAGUUGUGGUUCAGCUUUACAUCAAUGCCUGAUGUGGAUUUCAAUCUUGUGUCUGCUGUGGGGGACCACAAAAUAACCAGCGGACAAAUUGCUUUGCUCUUAGGCAAUCGAAUCAAGGCGACGAUCCGUGAAACUCUAGUUCUCCCAAACUAUGAAAGCAUAUGCAUCCCAUGGAUGUUAGCAGAAAAGGAUGACUGGGUCCCAAGAAAAGUAGCUCCAUUCAUAUGGGUUAAUCAAGAAGCUGCUAGUGAGCCUGCAGUACGAGAAGCACCUGGUGGGAACCCAUUUGGGAACACUAGAGUGGACUUUGAAGGCAGCGGGAGGGGACAAAAACAGAGUACCAGUAGCAUAGAAGAUGAACAUGAGAGGAGCAUGAAUGUUCAUGUUCAACAACCAGCUCAUGAAGCCUCCGCAUCUGAGUCAGCAUCAUCUCAACCUGAACGAGCCCCAUCAAGUUCUACCCAUGAAUCCAACUGCAGUCAAUCCUUGCAAGAGUUGAGGAGUCCACUAUUAAGCAAUGAACCACCAGAAAGUUGCGUCCAGAGCAGACCAAACAGCCCAGACUGUCAACCCACAAGAUUGUUGAUGGAGACCGAGGAACAUACUCACAUAGGUGAGGAUACAAGACGAAGGAAAAUAGGAAGAAGAGAAAGGAUGAUGGGAUUGGGGAAGAAGAUGGGAGAAAAACUUGAAGAAAAACGUCACAUUGAAGAAGAAAGCAGACACGUUAUUGAGAUGAUGCGGGGGCCAUCAUAGUGGAUAAAGCCCAGCUAAAAAACUGGUGGAAUUGGGUGCCCGCUGUUGACUAUUCAGUAGUUGCAGGGUGUUCAAUAUUUGGACUGCUCUCAGAGUAGCAGGAGCUACUUGGUUGAAGUUGAUAGGAUUUUAUUUUCAUGAAAACCUUAAACCUCAUAUUAAGACGAAAGAUAACAGUCUCAAUGUUAAUUACAAUAUCCAUAGAUAGUAUUUCCUUUGUUUGAUUUACGAGCUAAGAGAACAAAAACUUCAUCUGGGUGUUCA
This is a messenger RNA of Macadamia integrifolia, 2999 nucleotides long. RefSeq names its product testis-expressed protein 2-like. Gene Ontology annotation, molecular function: lipid binding. The record is from RefSeq and is a predicted model, not a curated record. NCBI's taxonomy places the organism in Eukaryota, Viridiplantae, Streptophyta, Magnoliopsida, Proteales, Proteaceae. Gene Ontology annotation, cellular component: endoplasmic reticulum.